Arabidopsis lyrata subsp. lyrata is the source of this 2228-nucleotide messenger RNA. Its product is annotated as probable pectinesterase/pectinesterase inhibitor 47. NCBI's taxonomy places the organism in Eukaryota, Viridiplantae, Streptophyta, Magnoliopsida, Brassicales, Brassicaceae. Gene Ontology annotation, molecular function: pectinesterase inhibitor activity; pectinesterase activity. Bases 189 to 2039 code for a protein of 616 amino acids. Gene Ontology annotation, biological process: cell wall modification. The record is from RefSeq and is a predicted model, not a curated record. The transcript is spliced from 4 exons.
AGUUGUGUAUAAUAUUUUUCGGACUAAUAAUUCCUUAACAAGGCAACAUGCAUUACAUUAUUCAUAACUUUCUCUCGCAAGCCAUGCAUUAUAAAUGUGGAUGCAUAUACCUAUACAUCUACCAUGCAUACAUGAACUAGGACACGCUCUUAGAUAACAAGAAGGAAGAAAAAAAAACUUAGAAAAAAAUGCAAUCUCAACACUUCUCUUCAUCUCUCUUGUUCUUGGCUCUUCUCUCUCUUUCAUGGGCUUUGCUAGUCUCACCGACACAGCCUCCUCCGGCAUGGCCUGCACCAACACAGCCUCCGUCAGAACCUCCAACGUCGCCCCCGUCACAGUCUCCAUCGCUGCCUCCUUCACAACCUCCAACACCGCCUCCGUCACAGUCUCCAUCGCAGCCUUCUCCACUACCACCAAACAUUGCUUGUAAAUCCACUCCUUAUCCGAAGCUCUGCCGCACGAUCCUUUCCGCCGUUAAAUCCUCACCGUCCGAUCCUUACCAUUACGGAAAGUUCACAAUGAAACAAUGCCUCAAACAAGCUCGUCGCCUCUCCAAAGUCAUCAACCGCUUUGCCCAUCGCGUGGAAGAUGAUCCAGGUGCGUCGACGGUGGAAGAGGUCAGUGCGGUGGCUGAUUGCGGCGAGCUAGCACAGCUUAGCGUUGAUUACCUCGAAACGGUUACGGAGGAGCUGAAAGCAGCGGAGCUGAUGACGGCCGCCCUCGUUGAUCGUGUUACGAGUCUUCUCGGUGGCGUUGUGACUAACCAGCAAACGUGCCUCGACGGUCUUGUGGACGCUAAGAGCGGGUUUGCGACGGCGAUUGGAACGCCGUUGGGGAAUCUCACGCGCCUCUAUAGUGUGUCGUUAGGGCUUGUGAGUCACGCGCUUAACCGUAAUCUGAAGAGGUAUAAAGGGUCCAAGGGGAAAAUCUUUGGUGGUGGUAACAAACCCGUUCGUGAACCUCUCGAGACUUUGAUUAAGGUUUUACGCAAAACAUGCGACAAGAGCAAGGAUUGUCGGAAAGCUGACAGAAAUUUAGGUGAGCUAGGAGAGACGAGCGGUGGCUCGAUCCUCGUAAGGGAAGCAGUAACCGUCGGUCCAUAUGAAACCGAUAACUUCUCUACCAUAACUGAGGCCGUCGCUGCCGCACCUAACAACACAUUCCCGGAGCAAGGCUACUUCGUAAUCUAUGCAAGGGCAGGUCUUUACGAAGAAUAUGUUGUUAUUUCAAAUAAAAAAAGGAACAUCAUGCUUAUUGGAGAUGGGAUCAAUAAAACUAUCAUUUCUGGAAACCACAGUUUUAUUGAUGGUUGGACGACUUAUAAUUCUUCAACCUUUGCGGUGGUCGGAGACCGAUUUGUUGCAGUUGAUGUAACAUUCCGAAACACAGCUGGACCAGAGAAACACCAAGCCGUGGCCGUAAGAAACAAUGCGGAUGGGUCAACAUUUUAUCGAUGUAGUUUUGAAGGCUAUCAAGAUACUCUUUACGUUCAUUCUUUAAGACAGUUCUAUCGUGAAUGUGAUAUAUAUGGGACCAUAGAUUUUAUAUUCGGAAAUGCGGCUGCAAUCUUUCAAAAUUGCAACAUAUAUGCCCGAAAACCGAUGGCAAAUCAGAAGAAUGCAGUGACAGCCCAUGGAAGAACCGAUCCAAACCAGAAAACUGGAAUCUCCAUCAUUAAUUGUACUAUAGGAGCUGCCCCGGACCUCGCGGCUGACCCCAACUCGACCAUGACAUUCCUUGGGCGACCAUGGAAGCCUUACUCGAGGACGGUCUACAUACAAUCAUACAUCAGCGAUGUUGUCCAACCCGUUGGGUGGCUAGAGUGGAAUGGGACAACCGGGCUAGACACGAUCUCCUAUGGUGAAUAUGACAACUUUGGACCGGGGGCUGACACAAGUAAAAGGGUCCAAUGGUCAGGAUAUAGCCUAUUGAACUUGGCAGAAGCCAUGAACUUCACCGUAUAUAACUUCACUUUGGGAGACACUUGGUUGCCUCAGACCGACAUUCCCUUCUACGGCGGUUUGCUUCACACCGAAUGAAAAUUUCUUAAAAUAUUAUAUAGAUACUUGGUCUUGCCUCAUUUAAAUGCAAUAAAAAUUUUAUUCAUUUUUGUUAUUCGAAAUCUGAAUUUUGGUACUAGUUACUUACUAUAAUAAAUGAUUAACGGUUCAUGUAUUAGUAGGGAGUAUAAUUUCUUUGAUUUCAAUGAAAAAACUAUUUUGAUAUCA